CCUCCGGUCUCUGCAAGGCCAUCGGUCCGUCCGCUCGUCCUCCCGGCGCUCCUCCGCUCCGAACCGCUAUCCCGGCCGCAUUCAUCGCUUCCUCGGUUCCGAUCGCCGAUAGCGCGUCCCCCGCUCCCGGGCCGGUGCCGCCGCUACGCGAGGCCGGGGAUUGGCAGCGCGCGUAGGCCGCGCCUCGGCCGAUCGAGCCGGAAUAAAGGGGCGGCCGAGAACAGCGGGUCUCCUCUCGCCCCGCGCCCGACUCCGCGGGUGGCCUGGAGCAGAACCCGGCAUCCGGGAAGGCAGAGCCUCCCUGGCAUUGGCGGCACCUGCCUCGAAGAGCCCCCGGUGCUGCAGGCAGAGCCUUGUAGUCUGUCUUGGUGAAUGACUUGGGCCAUCUGACCAGUCCCUGUUCUGUGCCUUGUCUGAGGUCCUUGUCCACCCCUGAUCCCGGGCACCUUCUCUCUCUGGGUUGGGUCAUCUUCAUCGGGGAAACUGAAGCCAUUACUGUCCAAGCCCUGCUUCAUCUUCCCAAGCAUGUCGGAGAGCUGGCAGCAGCCGCCGCAGACGCAGCCGCAGCAGCCGCAGCCCCCGCAGCCUCAGCACCACGCAGAGCCGCCACCGGCCCUAGCGGAGCACUCGCUGCCCCCAGGCACGGCCGAGAACCCUCUGGGCUGUGCCGUCUAUGGCAUCCUCCUGCAGCCCGACCCGGGCCUGCAGCCCCCACAGCACGAGCCCCUGCAGGCGGCAGGGGAGCCGGGCCCCAAGUGUGGGGUGUGCGGGCACGACCUGGCACACCUGUCCAGCCCGCACGAGCACCAGUGCCUGGUGGGCCACGACCGCUCGUUCCAGUGCACGCAGUGUCUCAAGAUCUUCCACCAGGCCACCGACCUGCUGGAGCACCAGUGCGUGCAGGUGGAGCAGAAGCCUUUUGUCUGUGGCGUCUGCAAGAUGGGCUUCUCGCUGCUCACCUCCCUGGCUCAGCACCACAGCGCGCACAGCGGCACCGGCGGCCUCGUGAAAUGUUCCAUCUGCGAGAAGACCUACAAGCCGGCCGAGGCGGCCGAGCCGGCGGCCACUGCGGCCCCCUCGCUGCCCCCGCCGCCCCCGCCGCCCGCUGUCGUCCCUGCCGAACAGGUCGACAAGCCCUACAGCUGCCCCGUCUGCCAGAAGCCCUUCAAGCACCUGUCCGAGCUGUCGCGGCACGAGCGGAUCCACACGGGCGAGAAGCCGUACAAGUGCACGCUGUGUGACAAGAGCUUCAGCCAGUCGUCCCACCUCGUGCACCACAAGCGCACGCACAGCUCCGAGCGGCCCUACAAGUGCGCCGUGUGCGAGAAGACCUUCAAGCACCGCUCGCACCUGGUGCGCCACAUGUACGCGCACUCGGGCGAGCACCACCUGUUCCGCUGCAACGUGUGCGAGCUGCACUUCAAGGAGUCGUCGGAGCUGCUGCAGCACCCGUGCACGCCCAGCGGCGAGCGGCCCUUCCGCUGCGGCGAGUGCCAGAAGGCCUUCAAGCGGCCCUCGGACCUGCGGCAGCACGAGCGCACGCACAGCGCCGAGCGGCCCUUCAAGUGCGACCUGUGUCCCAUGGGCUUCAAGCAGCAGUACGCGCUGAUGCGGCACCGGCGCACGCACAAGACCGAGGAGCCCUUCAAGUGCGGCCUGUGCGAGAAGGGCUUCGGGCAGCCCAGCCACCUGCUCUACCACCAGCACGUGCACACCCUCGAGACCCUCUUCAAGUGCCCCGUGUGCCAGAAGGGCUUCGACCAGUCGGCCGAGCUGCUGCGGCACAAGUGCCUGCCGAGCGCCCCCGAGCGGCCCUUCAAGUGCUCGGUGUGCAACAAGGCCUACAAGCGGGCGUCGGCUCUGCAGAAGCACCAGCUGGCCCACUGCUCCCCGGCCGAGAAACCCCUGCGCUGCACCCUGUGCGAGCGCCGCUUCUUCUCGUCCUCGGAGUUCGUGCAGCACCGCUGCGACCCAGCCCGCGACAAGCCGCUCAAGUGUCCGGACUGCGAGAAGCGCUUCAAGUACGCGUCCGACCUGCAGCGGCACCGGCGCGUGCACACCGGCGAGAAGCCCUACAAGUGCCCCAGUUGCGACAAGGCCUUCAAGCAGCGCGAGCACCUCAACAAGCACCAGGGCGUGCACGCCCGCGAGCAGCAGUUCAAGUGCGUGUGGUGCGGGGAGCGCUUCCUGGAUGUGGCUCUGCUGCAGGAGCACAGCGCGCAGCACAGCGCCGCUGCCGCCGCCGCCGAGGGCGCCUACCAGGUGGCCGCCUGCCUGCCCUGAGUCCCUGCCGUGGCCCCCCUCCAGGCCAGGCCCAUCCUCCUGGUUCAGAGGCCCCUCCACCCACCUCCAUGUUCAGAGGCACUGGGCAUGAGGACAGGAGAGCACUGGGCAGGUGGAGAGGCCUGGCACUUCUGGAACCUGCCUGGUGGUGGGGGAGCCAGAUUGCCCUGGCUGGUCCCCAUUCCACAAACCGCUUUCCCAUGAGAGGAUUCGUUUUCUUGGGAGCCAUUGGCCUUCCUUGUCUUAGGGGGCCUGGAACCAGACUGGAAGUCAGGUGGCAUCUCUCCACCCCAAGGAGGGGUUAGUGCCAGCCCAACCUUCCCAAACCUUGUAGCCUAAUUAGAAACCAGAUGGUUAGGAAAGAGGACAGCCAUGGUAGGGCCUGGGCGAAGGGCUGGACUCCAGAGGUGGGCUGGGUGUAGGGCACCCUCCUUCAAGUUGCUGUUUGAGGGAGAAGGCCAGCCUCGUGAUUAGUCUUGGGGACCAGGAGGGCACACCAUGAACCGUAGGCCUCUCUGUCUGCCCCAGCCAGGCGUUUCUGACAGGUGAGAUGCAUAAGCGGGCUGCACACCUGUGGGCUGGGUCUGCCUGGAGAGCCAUCGGCUUGGCCAGAGGGAGGAGGCUGAGAAGUUCUCCAGGGGGGACACUCAGCCAGGGACAGUGCCCAGGACAGUGCCGUCCACAGGGAAAGGAGGAGAGGCAGGAGGUCUAAUCCUGAUACUUUAGAAGCGCCCCUCCCCGCUUUGCAGCCUGGUUCUGAGCUCUGCCGGGGAGUGUGCUCUCAGCCAGACAGAGCUGCCGAUGCGACAGAGGGGGAUUGUUAGGCCACCUGGUGCCCGGGCCACGCCCAUGAUCUUCCCAGUGGUUGUGGACAAGUGUCCUCCCCCUUGAAUUGUGUGAACCAAAGUGUCAAGGGUGUGGCCUCAAUCAGCUCGGGGCCCUGCCUCAUGGCCCAGACCAGGCCUGUGUACCCAGGGUGGGGCAGGUAAAAGGACUGUGCGCGUGGCCAGCCCACGGGAACCCUCCCCGUCAGGGACUGCAGCGAUUUCGCAUUGCCCAGGUGCCCUGGACGACAUCCAGCUACUUCCAAGGCCAGCAAGUUCUCCCUUGGGUUCUCCCUGUCUCUGGCUGCCCACAGUGUGUGUGGAGCCGAGGUGCUGGCAGAGGGAGCAGGCGGGGAAGGGGUUAAGGAGAUCAGUAGGUGGAUGGAGUCCACUGAUGUCAAUGGACGCCGGGGCCCUCGGGAAGCCCAGAGGACCUUUAUCAUGGAAGUGAUUGUUUAGGCCCCAGCUCUGCCCCUGCCUCUUCCAGCCCCCUUCCCUGGUCAUGGGUCUUAAAAGAAGACUUUAAUCAAUGCACCAAGGACCCAGAGGAGCAGGGAGCGCCACCUCGUCCCACUGUCCCCUUAACACGUCUGAAAAGCACAUCCACCUCCUCCAUCUGACCGGGUCCCCUUCCCGUGGGGCUGGGCCGACCCCCCAAAAGACAGUCUCAAUGCCUCAAAAGACAUUGAACCCAGGCUGACAACCGUCCCGACUGCUACUUCUUUCUUUUCGUUUUGCUUUCUAAAAGCUAUUGUUAUACUCUUCAUAACAUCGUCUAUUUUAAUUUCAUGUCAUUUUGAAUCUUAUAUAAAAAUGUGAGAAUUUGGGUUUUUAAAAAGAACGUCUCCAUUUUAGAUAGCCCCUUUUGAUGUUAAUAUAUAGUGAGUCCAAUGUAUGCUUUAGAAGUAAAGACAUUGACCAUCACA
Molecule: messenger RNA, 4033 nt
Organism: Eptesicus fuscus (big brown bat)
Lineage: Eukaryota; Metazoa; Chordata; Mammalia; Chiroptera; Vespertilionidae
Gene: ZNF319
Product: zinc finger protein 319
Exons: 2
Coding region: 526-2283 (585 amino acids)
Source: RefSeq, a predicted model, not a curated record